Messenger RNA from Hylaeus anthracinus, 5309 nucleotides. RefSeq lists its product as uncharacterized. The record is from RefSeq and is a predicted model, not a curated record. Lineage: Eukaryota; Metazoa; Arthropoda; Insecta; Hymenoptera; Colletidae. The transcript is spliced from 6 exons. Gene Ontology annotation, biological process: regulation of transcription by RNA polymerase II. Gene Ontology annotation, molecular function: DNA-binding transcription factor activity; RNA polymerase II cis-regulatory region sequence-specific DNA binding.
GGCCCCUUUUUCUAUUCAAUACAAAAAUAUUUCACUUGAUACUAAAUUGAAUGCAUGAAACAAUUGUAUAUAAUUGAUAUAUGGCAUAUAGAAACUGUAUAGAAAAGUUUUGAAAAUGGUCAUUUGAUCGAUGGUGGUAGGUUAAGUGUCAAGGUACAAUUAAAAAAUUUAUAUAGAGCGCGUAAAGUAUCGAAAUAUGGCGCCUAUCGAAAUAUUCUCGAAAUAUCGAUUCUCGACCUAACCUCACUUCAGUCUCCGCUAGGUGCGCACGGAGGUAGUGUCGCUCUGUAGUGGUAGAGGAAACGAAGUGACUGGGAGUAGGAUAGAGGGACGGACAGGUGUUUUUUGCGCAGUUAAAAAUUUUCCCCCAAAAGUUCGCGACUCUCGUAAAACUGCAAAGAGUUUCCGUUGGUACCUGUAAAUAGAACGCUACUAGAAGAAUUGACUGUUCAAUGGACUAGCGCGCAUGCGCUGCUUUCCCCUCGCUCUCACAAUAUACUCCGCGCGUAACCGCCGCCAUAGUUGAUAUUUCUCCGAUAGAAUAUUAAUAGCGGCGUAAGUUUUCGCGGUUUAACGUAUUUUUUAAUUUACCGACCGGAAAACGAGAAUGCAUUCGACGAGGGCGGUGAGACGAGGCCGUUCAAGAUAAAGCUGGGACCCAUAGGAAGAAGGAGGGUGUCUCUACUUUCACAGCUCGUGGUUUUACAGGAGAGUGGCCUGGCAUCGCGGCGCUUCGAGUUAACGUGUGACCACUGUCGGGUGGCUAUGUACCGUUAGCUCGAAUUCAUUCCCCGUUGGCCGGCCCGAUACCCACGCUUACCUACCGACCGGGGGCCAUACUCGAUCGAACUCGACCGUCGUAAACCCGGAAAUGAGUGCGCGUCGCGGAUCGCCGUUACCGCAGAAAAGUUGCUAGUAGUGCGCGACUCGAUCACGAGUCACACGACUCGUUGAUUUGCCCAGAGGCACGUUCGUUUGGACAUACGUCUCGUAUGACGUGUGCGACCGUAAACAGUGGCCGCGGCUAACCAGAAGAGCCGUGGCACACGGCGAACGUGUACGUAAAAAUGAGAAAGUUGCUGCAGCCGCGGUGAAGAUUGAGAACGACGCAGGCGAGCCAGCCAGGCGGACGGUCUCUGUACUACGCGAAGGUGUUCUGACGCGGCGACCAGUAGUAGCAGUACGUCGAAAGGAGUGCACAAGGGAGCCACAGCUGCUCGUGGAUUUAAUUAUCGUGGAAGAUGAAUUUCACGCCAUUUCCCGGGUUCACAACUGGCUCGCUACCGACGGGUACGGUUCACCAGUUUGCGACCGCUAAGUUCGCACAGAACCUGCCGACUGGGGGCCAGGUAGUCGGCGUUUUAUCUGGCGGCGAAGGUGGUGUCCACUAUCUGAGGCCGGUCGACCCGAACGGUUUUGCGGUUGCACAAGGUGGCAACAACCAGCAGCAGCAAAUCAUCACGCUACCCAUCACUGUACCUGGAAAAGAUGGCACACAGCAGCAGCAAACCGUCCAGAUCCAGGUGGUCAAUCCCAGUGUAUCGCAGAGCGGGAACAGCGGUGAUCAACCCAAGUAUCAUUUGGCCCCGAUUUCUUUGGGACAAUUUCCCCAGGGUGCAGCAACAGUCCUCACCGUUGCAUACAGUCAGCAAGGCGCGGAUGGAGUACAGAUCCAAGUACAGCCGCAGAACACUGUGGCAACCACGCAAACAUCUGAUCAAACAACCCAAAGUACAUCCACGGCAGUCACUACUACAUCCCAGCAAACUAUACAGCAAACUGUGCAGCUUCCAGGUGCACCUGAAGGUUUAACAGUGGUCGCGCAGAUUCCCCAAGACAUGAUUUUACGCGAGGGUAUGGAUGAAUCGAAAGAGGAUGUUAAGGAAGGUACAACACCGGUGGCUCUCAUAAAGAGAGGUAGCAUAAAAACUCAGGGGAAUCAAAGCGGAGACGAAUUUAUUACUUCUAUGCCCGCCAGUUGGCAAAGUCUUGCUACUCCAGGGUCGACUGUCGCGGAUUACUUAUCCAGAUUGCCUGCUAGUACCUUGCCUAUUAGUUUACAACACUUCCUGAAAUUUUCGGCGGAGACAAUAAAGAGAGAAGCCACUAUCGAGUCGAGUCCUUUGGGCGCUGAUGGUUUAGACGCAUCUGGAAGUGUGACAUCGGGAGAACAAACGGUGCAGAUUACUGUUGCUGGUGGUGAAACGUCAAUCAUUCCUGAUGUUGUCGAAGGACAAGAACCUGGGGCUAAGCCGAAAAGGAAAAAGAAAUACAAGAAGAAACCUCCAAAACCAAAAAAACCAAAACCGGGACAAGUAAGCAUUGUUACUGCUCUCGAUGGUACAACAUUGUUUUGCUGUCCGCAAUGCAACAUGGCUUACCCUGAGAAAGAACUCCUGGAACAACAUCUUAUUGGACAUAAGAUCGAAAGGAGGUUUAUCUGUGACAUUUGUGGUGCAGGUUUGAAACGCAAAGAACAUUUAGAACGUCAUAAGUUGGGUCAUAAUCCAGACAGACCCUUCAUCUGUUCAGUUUGCAUGAAAGGUUUCAAACGAAAAGAACAUUUGAAUCUUCACUUUGUUAUUCAUUCGGGACAGAAGACGGAAGUAUGUACCGAGUGCGGUAAAGCAUUCUAUCGCAAAGAUCAUUUAAGAAAGCAUACGAGGUCCCAUUUGGCUAAACGUAUCAAGGAAGAUCCGUUGAAUACGACCGAUGCUUCCCAAAAUCCUCAACAGCAGACAGAUCAACAACAAGCAGAGCAAUUGCAACAACAAGCGGAGCAGUUGCAACAGCAAGCAGACCAAUUACAGCAACAAUCGUCGGUGUCUGAAUUACAACAGAUACAGAUACAAGUAGGCCAAGGAUCUCAGGCACAGAUUCAUCAGAUAGCCGUCAGCGAACAGUCUACAGUUGUCCUUCCGACCGCGGCAGAAACUGGAGCAAUGGCUAUACUUCAUCAUCAACAGCAGCAACAACAACAACAACAACAGCAGCAGCAGCAGCAGCAGCAACAACAGCAGCAGCAGCAACAACAGCAACAGCAUUAGCAGCAGCAUACCGCCCCGAAUCAACCUGGGCGAAUGAAUUUCCCGCCGUUCGGAGGCCACUUUCCCGGUACUAUACCGAGUAUCCACCAGUUCGCGACCGACAGCUCCGGCGGUGCGGGUGGGCGUUACGCCAAUCAUUUUCCCAACCAGCCUCCUAUUGGAGUGCCGGUUAUGGGAAAGUACCGUCCUGAAAGCAACGGCGUACAAUCUGCUCAGUCCCAAGUGAUGAUGAACAAUAAAGCGAGCUAUCCCAACAGCAAUGUUCAUCAUUACCCUAACGUGCCAUAUUCCCAAACGCAACCAGUGCAACAGCGGCCCUCGAAUUCACCUGGAAUGCAAGAGAAGCGUUCGUACCAUCAGCAAGCAACCGAAACCAUAAAUCAACAAGAUGUUUGCAAUCUUCUACAGGAUAAAGAUAAAAAUAAGGACAAGAAGACAGAGGAACAACAGCGCAACGGAGAAAGCACAACAAACGGUGGCCAACAAGAUUAUACUAUGCACCAACACCAUCAGCAGCACGCUCAUACUCAAACACCUGCCACUAUGCCUGCUACGUGGCAAUCUUUGGCUACUCCGGGGUCUACGGUAGCGGAUUACCUUAGUCACUUACCGGCUAGCACCUUGCCAUUAAGUUUGCAUCAUUUCUUAAAAUAUUCAGCGGAAAGUAUCAAAAAAGAAUCGGAAAUGGCACAAACAACUUCGGUAGCGGUAGCAACUACGACAACGCCCAAUAUAAUGAUGUCCCCGAAUAAUAAAAAGAAGAAAAAGAAGAAGCCUCCUAAGGAGAAAAAACCGCGUCCGAAACCUGGUGAAAUUCGCUUAACCACAGCAUUAGAUGGUUCUACAUUGUAUUGCUGUCCAGAAUGCCACAUGGCAUAUCCUGAACGCGAAUUAUUGGAGCAACAUUUACUAGGACACACUUUGGAACGAAGAUUUGUUUGCGAUAUUUGCGGCGCAGGUUUGAAAAGAAAAGAUCAUCUGACACGUCACAAGCAGAGUCAUAAUCCGGAACGGCCGUAUGUUUGUACCGUUUGCCUGAAAGCCUUCAAAAGGAAAGAACAAUUAACGCUACAUUUUGUAAUACAUUCUGGCGAGAAACGACAUGUAUGCACAGAGUGUGGAAAGGGGUUCUAUCGUAAAGAUCAUUUAAGAAAACACACCAGAAGUCACAUUGCAAGGAGAGUGAAAGCAGAGCUCAGUCAAAAUGCCGGUACACAGCAAAAUCAACAACAAAACAAUGUCUCGAAUAUGCAGACCACAGCGGUUACCGCAUCGUCCGUUCUUUCUGGUGGACAUCCAGGUCCUCUCCUAUCCUGAGCCCCGCCACCAGGGAACUUUCAAGUUCCCCAUCCGAAUAAUAUUCUUCAUACGCAUACUUCUCAUCAUUCGCUGCAUCAUCAUCAUUUGACAGCUGUCAAUGUGGCACACCAGUCAAGUGUCACGCCACUCGCUACGUCCAGUCAUUAUCAAACGCACGAGCUCAGUUUUUUGGGUCAUGUUAAAGAUUUCUGAGAUCAGGGGAAGACCUCGGUCAAGAGGUAACAUUGAAAAAUAACACGAGCGCUAUUAGCAGUGAAUUCUCGAUUCCUUUUCAUAAUUUGGAUUCUAGUGAGUUUUCUACAAGCAUGAUUAAUAAUUAUCCAUGAUGCCGCUGACUCUCUAUGUCCUAGUACAAUAGUGCAAAAGCUGUGCCGUUUACAUAAGUUUUUUCGACUGUAUGCACAGUUUUAUUACCUGUAUUUCGGGUACUGUUUUGACAUAUGUACAUGUAGAACUUAUCUCCAAAAGUGUGCCAUAUACCUAUGUACUUGAUCAAAAAUAGAAAAAGAAAGACAUAGAGAGUGUCUCCAUGCACACAUGAAUGGAAACCAUAAUUUUGUGUAGAGAGCAUUAGUAUAGAGCCUGAUAUAAGAGUCUUGCCAUACUAUACGUAUGAAAAACAAAACAUAUUUUUAUGAAGGCUUGAUGUUAAACGCAAAGAAAUUAACUAAGCUAUCGAAACUUAAUGACAAAAGAAAGAAAUAUCAUGGAAAAUUAUUUUUUUUUACCGCAUCGAAAUGAUUCAUUAGAACUUUGUUCAGAUUUCGGUAAGUUUAUUUUUUUAUUGUUUACUUUAAUACCGUCGUAUACAGAUAACAUGAAAUUUAUAAAAUACGCGAAAGGAGAUCUGGAUGUAUAUAAGGAUGCGAACGAGUCGUCCCACUGAUUAAUAUCUAUAACGUCUUUCAAUUCUCGCUAAGUUGAGCAUGUUUCUAAAAUUUG